This is a messenger RNA of Ricinus communis (castor bean), 2442 nucleotides long. RefSeq names its product protein kinase PINOID. Gene Ontology annotation, biological process: protein phosphorylation. Gene Ontology annotation, molecular function: protein serine/threonine kinase activity; ATP binding. The record is from RefSeq and is a predicted model, not a curated record. Bases 898 to 2295 code for a protein of 465 amino acids. The transcript is spliced from 2 exons. Gene Ontology annotation, cellular component: nucleus; plasma membrane; cytoplasm. NCBI's taxonomy places the organism in Eukaryota, Viridiplantae, Streptophyta, Magnoliopsida, Malpighiales, Euphorbiaceae.
UUUGUUUCAAAAAGGAAAGCUUAACCCGUAGACUGCAAAUACCAGUGACACCACACGCGCUUGUACAAUUCCAACGAUUUGACGUAAAAAUGGAUUAUUCAGUAUUCUCAUGCCACGUGACCACUACCUAUUGCAGCCUUCUUCGCACGUGCCUUUCUCUUACGUCAUCCGACGACCCAAAAGAAAAAAAAAAAAAAACAACCCGAACAGUUAAUGUAGGCGACCCUUCCCAAGCUUUUCUUCUUUUUUCUUUUCUUACAAAAAAAAUAAUAAUUUAAAUUCACCUCAACUGUAAGUAACUAUCUUAACUGCGCAGUUAAAAGAUGAAAAACCCUAAUAAAUAAAAACCAGAAAUUAACCAUCCUUUUAAUUAAAGACCCUCCGUACGCUCCAUUCUCACCAUAAAUACCCUCAACGACUCCCUCUCUCUCUCUCUCUCUCCAUUUCCAUUUCCAUUGCCACUCUCUCUCUUUCUCCCUCCCUUUGCUCUCUCUGCCUUUAGAAAGGCUAGCUUUGAGUACGGACUGUCUUGCUCUGAAACCCUAAUUAUAUAUUUAUAUACAUAUUUAUAGUCCUCUUACAAAAGCCUGUGCUGCCAUUCAAAGCUCUCUUCUUCUUUAAUCAUUAUUAUUGCGCUUUUCUUCUCCUUCUUCUUCUUUGUUUCUAAUAAGCUGCUGUUCUUGAUUUUUUUUUUUUUUCAUUUUGAGCAUCUGAUUCGUUCACAGUAGCAGAAGAAACUAAAAGAAAAGUCUCCAGUGCAUUGUCGCUAACCUGAGAAACAUAAAAGAGCGAGAAUUUUAUCAGAUUCCACUCCUUUUUCACUUAUUUUCAACGUAUACAUGUUUAUAUUCUCUUGGUAAAAGAGGGUACAGCGCUACUGGAUUGUCAUAUUCUAAGAUGUUAGAUUGCGGCGGUAGCCACCGCGACUCAUCAAACGGUGACCUGAGUUUCAAAAGCAGUACUAACUCGACCAACAGUUCAAUGAGCAGCGAAAGUUGUAGUAGCUACAGUCGUCUUUCUUUCGAACUUCUCACAGCAAGAUCUUCACCAGAAAACCUCACACUCAAACCACACCGAUCCUCUGACUCCGCUUACUCCGCCAUCCGUUCCGCAACCUUCCGCCGCAAGACCGGUCUUACUUUCCGUGACUUCCGCCUCAUCCGCCGCAUCGGCUCCGGAGACAUCGGCACAGUCUACCUCUGCCGUCUCACAAGAAAGCAUAAUAAUCAAGAAGAGGACGACGAUUUUGAAGAUGAUCAUGACGACGACGACGACGAGAAGUUGUGCUUUUACGCGAUGAAGGUUGUGGAUAAAGAAGCUUUACAGGUGAAAAAGAAAGUGCAUAGAGCUGAAAUGGAGAGAAAGAUCUUGAAAAUGUUGGACCAUCCUUUUCUGCCAUCUUUAUAUGCUGAGUUCGAAGCUUCUCAUUUUUCUUGCAUUGUAAUGGAGUACUGUUCCGGCGGUGAUUUGCUUUCUUUAAGACAUAAGCAGCCUUAUAAACGCUUCUCUCUUAGCUCUGCAAGGUUUUAUGCUGCUGAGGUUCUUGUAGCAUUGGAAUACCUUCACAUGUUAGGAAUCAUCUACAGAGAUCUAAAGCCUGAAAACGUUUUAGUCAGAUCAGACGGUCACAUCAUGUUAUCAGAUUUUGACCUCUCAUUAUGUUCAGAUGCAAUUCCAGCCGUUGAAUCUCCAUCUCUCUCUCCGGAUUCUACUUCUCCAUCUUCCUUACCCUAUGCCCGAUCACACUCCAGCAAGACCUUCUCUUGCCUGCUUAACCGGCUCUUCCGGUCAAAGAAAAUCCAAACCCUGUGCCCCAACCGCCUAUUCGUUGCUGAGCCGGUAUCCGCUCGGUCAUGUUCGUUCGUUGGAACCCACGAAUACGUGGCCCCAGAGGUAGCAUCUGGCGGGUCCCAUGGCAACGCUGUUGACUGGUGGGCCUUCGGGAUUUUUAUCUACGAAUUGAUGUAUGGACGCACACCAUUUGCAGCUCCAUCAAAUGAACAGACACUGCGAAACAUCGUGAAAAAGCCCUUGAGUUUCCCUACCCACUCGCCUUCCUCUUCACUGGAGUCCCACGCGCGGAAUCUGAUAUCGGGUUUGUUGAACAAAGAUCCCAAUAGCAGGCUCGGAACGAAACGAGGAUCCGCCGAUGUGAAAACGCACCCGUUUUUCAAAGGGCUAAAUUUUGCACUUAUAAGGACGGUGACCCCACCUCAGGUUCCAGGAUUAAGAAGACAAAGAACGACACCGUUUUAUCAAGGGCAGCCAAAAUCAACGGCGUUUGAUUACUUUUAGAUAAGUGCGGGAUUUAUGACAGGUGUUAAGUAAUUCCUGCCAUAUUUUGUCACUGGCGGGUUGAUAGAUGUGUAUAUUCAAAACCCUCUUAUUUUUCUUUUCAAUUUUUCCUAUUUUGGAUAUAAAACUAUGCUUUAGCUGACUGAA